GCGCCGGGGAGUUCGGGGCUCGGCCGGGGAGCGCCGCUGCCGCCGCGGUGGAGGCGUCCUCGCUGUUCGGUGCACGAUUGAGAGGAAAGGAGGUGUUGGGAGCGGUGGGGAUCCGAGCCGCCCUGCCUCUUUCUUCGCCCGCGUGCGGCAUCGAAGCGGUCUCCGCGUCUGCCCUGCGGUGCGCGGUGCGGGCUCCGGCCGGUGCGGGCGUGCGAGCGAGUGAGUGAGUGCGUGCGAUUUUAGGGGGUGGGGGCUGUGGGUGAACCAGUUAGGAAGAAUGACUCUGGAGUCCAUCAUGGCGUGCUGCCUGAGCGAGGAAGCCAAGGAAGCCCGGCGGAUCAACGACGAGAUCGAGCGGCAGCUGCGCCGCGACAAGCGGGACGCGCGCCGGGAGCUGAAGCUGCUGCUGCUGGGUACAGGAGAGAGUGGCAAAAGCACGUUUAUCAAGCAGAUGAGAAUCAUUCAUGGAUCAGGUUAUUCUGAUGAAGACAAAAGAGGCUUUACAAAACUGGUGUACCAGAAUAUAUUUACAGCAAUGCAGGCCAUGAUCAGAGCCAUGGAUACUCUCAAAAUUCCAUACAAGUAUGAACAUAAUAAGGCUCAUGCACAGUUAGUGCGGGAAGUUGAUGUAGAGAAGGUGUCAACUUUUGAGAACCCCUAUGUAGAUGCAAUAAGAAGCUUAUGGAAUGACCCUGGAAUUCAGGAAUGUUAUGACCGACGACGAGAGUAUCAGUUAUCAGAUUCAACUAAAUACUAUCUUAAUGACUUGGAUCGCAUAGCAGAUUCCACCUAUCUGCCAACUCAGCAAGACGUGCUUAGAGUUCGAGUUCCAACAACAGGAAUCAUUGAAUAUCCCUUUGACUUACAAAGCGUCAUUUUCAGAAUGGUGGAUGUAGGAGGCCAACGAUCAGAAAGAAGAAAAUGGAUACACUGCUUUGAAAAUGUCACAUCUAUCAUGUUCCUAGUAGCUCUUAGUGAAUACGAUCAAGUGCUUGUGGAAUCAGACAAUGAGAAUCGAAUGGAAGAGAGCAAAGCACUCUUUAGAACAAUUAUCACAUAUCCAUGGUUCCAGAACUCUUCAGUCAUUCUGUUCUUAAAUAAAAAGGAUCUCUUAGAAGAGAAAAUUAUGUACUCCCAUCUAGUUGAUUAUUUUCCAGAGUAUGAUGGACCACAGCGGGAUGCACAAGCGGCCCGAGAGUUCAUCCUGAAGAUGUUCGUGGACCUGAAUCCAGACAGUGACAAAAUUAUCUACUCCCACUUCACGUGCGCUACAGACACAGAGAAUAUCCGCUUCGUCUUUGCUGCUGUCAAGGACACAAUCUUACAGUUAAACCUGAAGGAGUACAACCUGGUCUAACUGUGCCAAGGAGGCCCUCCAGAGCCACCUUUGUGUGAUUGAAGAUAUACAGGAGGGACUGUAUUAUCUGUGAAAACAAUUUGCAUAAUACUAAUUUAUUGCCGGCCUAGGCUCUGUGAAACUCCACAGAGUUUGUAGUUAAUAUUAUGAUUUUAUUUAAACUACAUGGAGGAAAACCAAAAGAUGCUGAAGUACAUUCACAGCAAAUUUCCUCAUUUUUUAGGCAAAACCUUGUGACUCAAUGUAUUUGAAAUUCUCAGUCAUACACUUAUAAAGGAUAGCAGAUUUCUGCUAUCAGAGCAAAAUCAAGCUUGUUUCCCUAACCCUUUCCCUUUCCCACCUUCCUCUUCUUCUUUAUCUUUUUAAAGGUACAAUGGCCUUUUUUUCCCAGUUACAUUCCCGAGUAAGAACAUUUUCUGUUGACCGAUUUGGUCAGGAAAAUACUGUCAUCAGAAUUCAUCAGACAAUUAUAACUUCACAGUAUGUAAUUCUCUGGUGGAUCAAAAGUCUGGAUACUGUGAUUUUUAAAUUCUUGACAUGAGUGUUUUCAUUCUGUCUUUUGCGACUAGAAUACUGAGAUCACAAAGUAGAAUUACAGUUUUGUAUGAAUACUAAACUAUUUUCAUUGUUUGGAAAGGUGCGUUGAAGACAGUAAUGAAAUAAUUAAAACACAGCUUAGGAUGUACACUGAAUAUGACAGAAUCUCUUUUAAAUUGCCAUGUGCCGUUUUUUUCUUUCUUCUUUCAUUCACAAAUGCCAAACAGAAAUGUCACAGACACUACAUUUUCCCCAGUGGCUACAGCCUGAAACAGUGUUCUUUUUUCCUUCUUUGGUUGUGGUUUUUUUUUUUGUUUUUACUUAGCUCUUUUUAAGCAUCGUUUUCUUUUUUUGUUUUGUUUUGUUGUUAGUGGUUGUUUUUUUUUUUCACAUUAGAAAAACUAUUUUUGUUGUAUCAAAAUAAUGUUGCCAAAUCUGGCUUUUAUAAAAUGAAUAGUCUUGAAACAUAAGAUACUAAUUGAAAUGCCAAACUGAUGAGUUGGGAACUGACCUGAUUGAGUCAACUGCCAAAAGAUAUACAAACAAUAUCAGCUCCUAUGUUCCCUUUAUCAGAAAGUGUUCAGUUCAAAUACCAAAAACAACAGUGUGCGUGAGUCUGCUACAAGGUUACAAGGUGCACCACGCACAUGCAUAUGGUCUGCUAAUUUACAGACAGUUCAAGUCUCUCCUUAUGUCAGAUACGGCAUGAGAUUGUUUUCUGUGAUAGUAUCAAGGCACAUUUAGUUGUACAACAAAAAAAAAUAUUGAUGGGGGAUCACAUACAGGAACCUUUCUUGAUAAGGUUGCUUGUUAACUCAUUCACAGACAUUUGAUAGGCUUUCAUGCAAAAUAGCCUCUCUCGAUGUUCUUUAGAAAAGAUGUAGUAGUGUAAAUGAUACAGUGAAAAAAAUCAUUCUUGAAAUUUUAACGUGCAAUUUUUUUAACAACAAAAACGCAGCACACAUUGAUGAGCCUUUAUUCUGCAGCUUAGGUUAAAAGGUGUUUUCUGAUCAGGUGCAUGAUUGCUAGCAAGCUACAGAAGACUCAGAGAUCAGGCAUGUAAUUAGAUUGAUUAUCUGCAUUGCCAAGUAGCACUAGAAUGCACUUAACACAGAAAUUUCUGCCUCGUAGCAGCAAGUGGGAGGUGGAAAAAAAAAUGGCUUGAUUUUGAUUACCAAAGUUAACAAUAAAUACUAAUGAGACGUUUUUCAUCCUUAACCCUCCCAAGUCCAAAACAACAUUAAUAAGAACAAUUACUAUUUUUUGGUCCCUCAUGAUACACCUUGUAAUUUAAAACUGGUUGUAGGUAUAGUGCAAUUAUGAAUGCUAUAAUCAUUGUACAUACAUCUAUAUAUAUAUAUGGCAGCAUCCAUAUUGGCUUUGUAAUCAUUAAUUUUUGGCAAAUUGAAUGUGCUGUAUUGAUAUGUAUCUAUGUAAUUGUAUUGUAUGUCUUAUAGCUAAUUCACAUUUUAAAUAAUGUUAUUUUAUUUACUUUUUUUUUAAGAGAGAAGAAUGUAAAUUUUGUCAGUUUAUUUCUGACUAGGGAUUUGUUGUUGUUUUUUAUUUACAAAACAAAAAAAUUACUAUAGUACAGAGCGGUACUAGCAUCGUGCUGUAUAAAAUCAUUUGCACAUUCCUGAGUAGAAGUAAAUUGGAGACACCCAGACAGAGGCCAUUCACAUCUGAAUCUGCUUAAAGCUUAUCAGGGCUUUGUACAGAUGUGGAAACCAGUUUUGUGAGGAGAAUGUAAGCUGUUAGAUCUGGGAUUGGAACAUAAGCUCUUUAUAUUUGACAGAUUUGCAUUAGGUUACUUUUACUUUCUGAGAACCUUUUAUUAGAAAAGUGAGUUUAAAGAUGAUUCAAGCCACUGCACAUAAAUACUUGUGGGUAUAUGCUGUUUCCCUAAAAAAAAAACAAAAAACAAACAAACAAAAAUAACCCAGAACGUCAGAUGAAUUAAACAAUAGUGUAGAAAUUCCAGAAACUUUAGAUAACAACAACCAAAACAUCACUUCACUAUUGUUAACAACUGUAAAAUGUUAAAGCUUUUUGUUUAAUAAAGAUAAAACAGAUGAGUGUAGGUUAUAAAAAGUGACACUGGCAUUCUAAAUAGGUGAUCAGAGCAGUUAGUGUAAUAUACAGCAUUACAGAAUUGGUCCUGAUAUUGCUAUAAAUGCAACAGAGCUUCUUGUUUUACAGUUCCACAGCUGAUAAUAUCCCUUCUUUUAACCUGGGAAUGCAUUGGGUGUGCUGGACAUAGUGAUAUAAAUCUGUGGCCAGAGAGAGAGGGGGAAAAAAAGCCAGUGGUGUCUAACUGAGGUUUGAUUUGGUGGUUUUUUGUUUUAUUUUGAUUUUUGUUGUGGAAUAUUAGGUCUGGGAGAAGCACAUGUUGUUUCAAGUUUUGUAUAAAAGCAAAACAAAAGUUUACUCAUGCUUUGUAGUUAUAUUGUGAUUGCAAAAGUUUUAAAGAGUGUGUGCCACUGGUCUUCUUCUGGUGUAUUUUAAGUAAGUUGAACCUGUGGCAAUGUUUAGAUCAUUUGAGCAUGUUGUGGAAAAAAAAAAAAAAAGUAGUCAGCAUGCCAAGGCAAGCUUUACACAAAUCACCUAACACAGCAUUGCAGUGUGACAGUUUACAAAAACAUUUCCUUUUUAAAUGACACAGCUGUUCCCACUUGCAAUAUACUGUUGUUGUUGUUGUUGUUGUUGUGUUGUUGUCGUUGCUGUUGUUUUAACUGGUGAUUUCUACUAUGCCUUAUAGUACUUGAGUCCAGGAGUUUGUGCCUCUAACAUGAAGCUGAAGGCAAAAAUAAGACAGAAACCCUUUUAACUUUGCCAAAAUUAUGUGAUUUCUUUGAAUGUCAUGAAUGGGUGAGGAGGGAAGGAAAACGUCUUGGUAACCUGUGUAUUCUAGAUGUUCGCUAGCACAAGAAAGCUGUUAUAUGUGUUUUACAGAAACCUUAAACUUGCCUUUUUCACUAAUUAUCUGGCACUGUCCUUGCAUAUGUAGGAUGAUGCAGCUAUAAGGGCAGUUUACUUUUUAUAUUUAUGACUCUUUUGAUUGUCAAGGUGUAUGAACUGUAACUUUUAAUCAUACUGCCACAUGAUUGUGAAUCAGUUUUUUAAGUUUGAAAAUGGAGGAGACUUUUUAUGCUGGAUAUCAGUCAGAAUUGACUGCAUGAGUUGCAAAAACUUAAAUGGGGGGAAAAGGGCUGCAUAUAAAGACAUUGCUAGGCUCCCAGCCUUUGGUUGUAAGGGUCAGAAGAUUUUCAGAUUACUCAUAAGGACCCUCUCCUUGUUAUACAUUCUUCACAAAAGAAUGACAUAUUAGGAGAAGACAUGUUAACCCACAUGAAAAAAUAAAAUUUACCCAAAUUAUUUAUUAUAUGUGCUGCUGUUCUUGAAGCUCUGUGCAUGGUUAUCCUGCAUACUGUAAACUAAUGAAGUGUGCACAGCACAUUAACAAGGCCUACAAAUGACCUACCUCUAGCUAAGAGACCAGUAAAAUAAAUACGUUUUGAAGAGACCAUCAGAAGAUAGGAAAUUAAAAUGGACAUGAUUUAUGUAGUCAACUACUGUAAUUUAGAAAUUCAUGCUUUUGUAAAUACAGUCCCUCUUUUGACAUAAACCAUACAUUCUAAAAUUUAGUAUGCAUUAAAAAACUAAAGCCAUCUGUCCUUGUCUAAUUUGUUAGUUUAGUAGAGGUCUUGCAAAACUGUAUGUUUUGUGUGAGGAGUUACUGAUAUUUCCUCUUUUUUGUCUUAUAUUUACCCAUAACACUUUGAGUUGUAUCAGUCAAAACAGAAACAUUUCCAUGUAAUCAGUAAUCCAGUCAUUAUCUAGUUAAGGGGAUAUUGCUGUAAGUUUCACUCAAGCUUUUUCACAGUAGCCAUGCUGCAGGGAAAAAAAAGAAAAAAAGAAAAAAAGAAAAAAAAAAAAAAAAAAGAGGAAUGAAGGGGAAUUUUGAAGGCAGUGUAAAAAUACAAGAUAAAUCAGAUCAAUCUUACUGUAAAGCUGUGGGUUUGUUGUGUUUUUUUUUUUUUUUUUUUUUU
This is a messenger RNA of Tympanuchus pallidicinctus (lesser prairie-chicken), 5943 nucleotides long. RefSeq names its product guanine nucleotide-binding protein G(q) subunit alpha. Lineage: Eukaryota; Metazoa; Chordata; Aves; Galliformes; Phasianidae. The coding region runs from base 278 to 1357 and encodes 359 amino acids. Gene Ontology annotation, cellular component: heterotrimeric G-protein complex. Gene Ontology annotation, molecular function: GTPase activity; G protein-coupled receptor binding; G-protein beta/gamma-subunit complex binding. The transcript is spliced from 7 exons. The record is from RefSeq and is a predicted model, not a curated record. Gene Ontology annotation, biological process: adenylate cyclase-modulating G protein-coupled receptor signaling pathway; phospholipase C-activating dopamine receptor signaling pathway; action potential.